AUGACCCUGAUAGAAAGCGAUCUGCCUAUUGGCAUCUUAAUCAUGGUCUCAAAAAUCCCCGUCGACUGGCCAUGUCAGGGAGCUAUUGAGAUCUCAGGCAUGACUGCACAGUACAGUUCUGAAACAACAGUACUGAGCGACGUCUCUCUGAAGUGUUUGCCAGGUCAGAAAAUCGGUAUCUGCGGACGUACAGGGAGUGGGAAGAGCUCUUUACUAUCAACAUUAUUGGGCAUGCUCACCGUGACCCGCGGCUCGAUCGUUAUCGACAACAUUGACCUCGCUACCCUUCCCCAGGAUAUAGUCCGCGAAAGGCUCGUCACCAUUUCUCAAACACCACUCAUCAUGGUUGGUUGUACAGUUAGGUUCAAUGUAGAUCCCACCGAACGCCUCCCAGACACAGACAUCAUCACGGCUCUCAUCCGAGUCGGAAUCUGGGAUGGUGUGCUCCUCGAACGGGGGGGACUAGAUGCCGAGAUAAACGAUAAUCUAUCGCUAUCGCGAGGCGAGCAACAACUGCUACAAUUUGCUCGUGCCAUGCUGAAAGUACAAGCAAGGGAUUCUAGGAUCCUGUUGAUAGAUGAAGGUACCAGCAGCGUCGAUGUGGAAACUGAUGCUCGCGUGCAAGACCUUCUGCAACAGGAUCCCUUUCGUUCAUGCACGGUCCUUACGGUUGCCCAUCGUGUUCACAGUCUAUUGAGUUAUGAUCUGAUCGUCGGUUUAGAUCGGGGAAGGGUAGUCGAGAUAGAUGAGCCUAUGGUUCUCAGGGACCGGGAAGAUAGCAUCUUUAGGAACCUUCUCAAUAGUGGUGGGUACUAG
Molecule: messenger RNA, 816 nt
Organism: Aspergillus oryzae RIB40
Lineage: Eukaryota; Fungi; Ascomycota; Eurotiomycetes; Eurotiales; Aspergillaceae
Exons: 4
Coding region: 1-816 (271 amino acids)
Biological process (GO): transmembrane transport
Cellular component (GO): membrane
Molecular function (GO): ATP hydrolysis activity; ATPase-coupled transmembrane transporter activity; ATP binding
Source: RefSeq, a predicted model, not a curated record